Molecule: messenger RNA, 756 nt
Organism: Mya arenaria
Lineage: Eukaryota; Metazoa; Mollusca; Bivalvia; Myida; Myidae
Product: superoxide dismutase [Cu-Zn]-like
Exons: 6
Coding region: 112-732 (206 amino acids)
Biological process (GO): removal of superoxide radicals
Molecular function (GO): superoxide dismutase activity; copper ion binding
Source: RefSeq, a predicted model, not a curated record
AUUUCAUUGAUACUAAUUAAGUUUUGUCAGCAUUAAUGACGAUGACACAAAACAAGUGUAGUUGGAUGUAAGAUCUGAAGGAAGUUUCGUGCUCGCAUAAAUGUCGACGAGAUGGCUGUGUGGCGAGGAUUUGAGUGUUUGUUUAUUUUUGUGUCUCUGUUCGCGUUAUGCUGUGGCCAGUGGGGAUGGAGGCUACCGCCGGGAUACGCUUGUGUUGAGAGACCAGUACAAGCGAUAUGUCGACUUCGCCCCAACCCCACCUUGAUGUCGAGCGAGUAUCGAGAUAUACAGGGAAUUGUUAUCUUCACUCAGCGCAUCACGUGUUUCGGACACUACUCCCUGCAAGUGAAGAUAAACAUAGCCGGUCUGCCGGCGAACGGAACCUGGGAUUACCACGGGAUUCACGUGCACGAGUCAGGUGACAUGUCACGUGGAUGCGAGUCAAUGGGCCCCCACUACAACCCCUACGGCACAGCACACGGAUCACCGAGGGACCCUGAAAGUCGGCGUCACGUGGGUGACUUUGGUAACGUGGUAAAGGAUCCGUUCGGGAACAUCCAGGGGGCGCUGUUCGACAACAUAGCCAGCCUUGUUGGCCGAACCUCAAUCUUACGCAGGGGCGUAGUCUUGCACGAGAUGCAGGACGAUCUUGGCAGGGGAAUCAACCGGGAGAGCCUCCGGACAGGAAACGCCGGUCGCCGCCUAGCCUGCUGCGUCAUAGAACCGUUGUAGCAUCGUUCCAUUACUGUAUAUUAU